UAGGCCAAGUUAUAUAUAUAUAUCGACCACACACCCUGCAGCAACUAUUCCAUCCAUACGUUGUCCCUUUCUGGACGGAGUUAGGGGUGCAGGCUUCGGUGUCGUUAUCUAAAUCGCCGGGGGUUGUUAUUAAUUGGCGGUGGCGGCGAGACGUAGUAGUCGUAGCAGUCGUCGUAGUUAAUAGAAUAUAUUCAGUCAGUCUUUAUAACUAAGUAUUAAUUUCCUCGGUCGCAGAGUACUGCGUCACUCCAUCAUCCCCUCCUAUCGCUCACGAGCCGUGGUAUUUACACGCUAGUGCUGUAAAACCAUAAUACUAAAUAAAGUACACAACGUGUAAACAAAAACAAUAUUAUAAUAUUUAUAAUAACGACGAUGAUGUUAUUAUAUUAUGUGACGACGGACGGAAUAUUGUUAUUAUAACCGUACCGGGCGUUGUCACAUUCGGACGUGCGUAUUAUUAUGCAGUUUUAUUAUUACGAUAUUAACUUCGUCAUGCGGUGUAGGAUGGUCGUCUUGAUCGCGUUCACCGUGGUCAUCGGCUGGUGGCCGGCCGUGGCCGUGGCUUGGAACACCGACAGACUGUACGGCACGCGAAUGCGGGCCCGGCUGACCGACGUGGCCGUGUGGCGGAACCGCGCGUACGCUUGCUGGCCCAGGGCUGACGCUUCACAACCGGUUACCCUGUUAGAACUGCCGUGGCCGGAAACCAUCGACGAACAAUCGCAACAACCAUCGUCGUGGACGCCUAGCAGACCGUUUUACGCUGAUCAACAAAAACUCUAUGACUGUCACCGCGUUCAAUCGGCUGUUGCCGUCGACCUGGACAAAUUAAGAGGGCACCUGUACGUGCUGGACAACGGAUAUGACAACGUCAAGUGUCAACCAAAAAUUAUCGUUUAUGACCUGAAGACUUACAAAUGUAUACAGUCGGUGGAACUCGGUGGGAUCAACGGCUCGGGACUAGCCACGCUGGUGGUGGAUGCAAGACCGUUCAAAGGCGAGACGAAGGUGUACGUGGGUGACGCUCGCGGCGGACACAUCAUGGUGUUUGACCCGGACAGGAGCGUUUGGUAUAUGGUCGCAUUACGCAUCCAGAACCACGACAGGGCAGUUAUACAGCAGAACUACUACGGACCGGAAGUCGACUCGGAUGUGCCUUCAGAAUGCAUCGCUGUCCUCAAGCGUCAGUCGUCCGUGUACUUGACGUCGAGGCGCUCGCACAACUUGUACACGGCUUCGUUCAAGGAUCUCCGGAAUUUGACCUCUUAUAUCACGCCUAGCAUAAAGAAUGGUGACGUACUUCCGGUUGGAUUGCGAGUGCGCUGGGAAGGCGUCAAGCUGGGCGUUUCGGGCGGGUUUUACGCUGACAUACAGGGUGGUCUCAACUACGUGUACACCAGAGAUUUCGUGGCCGUCAGAUUGAGUAUCAUGACGGGUGGCGUACCGGUCGCAGCGGAAGACCAUAAGGUGCUGUUGCAGUCAUAUAACCUGUUACCGGCGGUCACAAAGAUUUUCACGGACAAUACAAAUUAUAGGCAGGUGUGGGCCCUAAACGCUAUGCCCAACGCGGAAAACCGUCACCUGGUCAAAAUUAAUACGUUAUAAACAUUGUCAUCAGUACAAUAAUAUAAUAUUCUACGCUACUGCACAUAGUAUCUAGGAGAUUUGACAAUUUACAUGAGAAAUUUUGUCAACCCCUCGAGAUACACGCUGUAUAAACAAGGAGAUCCACCAAGCAUGCUCACCGCCUCGCCCUAAUUUUUCCUACGUAAUAAUGAAUUUAUUAAAGUUCUGAUUCCAAAAAUUUUAAGUAUACUUAAAAGUUAAUAGGACGAAACACUGGCAUAUUUUGUUGUCUCCGUCUUACAAG
This is a messenger RNA of Acyrthosiphon pisum (pea aphid), 1870 nucleotides long. RefSeq lists its product as uncharacterized. Bases 460 to 1605 code for a protein of 381 amino acids. The transcript has 5 exons. Lineage: Eukaryota; Metazoa; Arthropoda; Insecta; Hemiptera; Aphididae. Gene Ontology annotation, cellular component: extracellular region. The record is from RefSeq and is a predicted model, not a curated record.